AUGUCCGACAUUAACACUGGGUAUUUGUGUCUUAUGACUCGUCCGUCUGAACCACUGUUUUACCCAAAGUACAAUAGUGAAGUGUUUAUGGACUUGCCGGUCCACUACUUGCCUGAACGAUAUCAGGCGAUUGCGGAAUCGAUAAAAAAUCGCUUAGGAUCAGUCGCCAAGCAUCACAUAGUGAUCGAACCAGUGAAUGUGCCGGAUCUGAGCUAUGCAACCAGCAUCCCGCAGCAAGGAGAUUUUAAUUUGUUCAGUCCGGCUCAUAGGCGCGCCGCAGGCCAACUGGUUGCUGAUUUGAUCGCCCAACCGGAUCCGAAGACGAUGCUAUCUGUUGCGGCCUAUGCUCGAGACCGUCUGAAUCCUACAAUGUUUCAGUACGCCCUGACGAUCGCGUUGAUGCACCGUCAAGACACUAGAACCGUACCCAUUCCGUCGUUUUUGGAAAUGUUUCCCACACGGUUCGUUGAUUCCAGCAUUUUACCUCAACUUCGCCAAGAAGGGUUCAUUGCCGAGCAGAAAGAGCGCAUUGCUGUCGAUAUACCGCACAAUUUUACAGCCGCCGAAGGCGAACCAGAGCAACGACUAGCUUACUUUCGGGAAGACAUUGGACUGAACCUCCAUCACUGGCACUGGCACUUGGUGUACCCACAGGAGGCUCCGUUGGAGGUGGUAAACAAAGACCGCCGCGGCGAGCUUUUCUACUACAUGCAUCGCCAGGUAGUGGCACGUUACAAUGUGGAACGAUUCUGCCAUUUUCUACCAACGACGACGCCGUUGAAAAAUCUCCGAGAGCCGAUUCCGGAGGCAUAUUUUCCAAAAAUUCUGAACAGCGCCUUAAACCGAACGUAUCCUGGCAGGGCGACAAAUCAAGUGAUGAGCCAUGUCAAUCGUCCAGGGGACGAUGCCGUCGCCACAAUAUUGGAACUGGAAACGUCGCUUGGCCGCAUUAAAGAGGCGAUUCAUUCAAAAUUCGCAUUGUCGGCUGACGGUCAACGAAUACCUUUGGAUGAGCAUACCGGGAUUGAUGUAUUGGGAAACAUUGUAGAGAACUCCAUUUUAUCUGUCAACCUACAACACUAUGGAAACUAUCAUUCCUUGCUACAUUCUAUGAUUGGUUUUAUUCAUGACCCAGACAAUCUGUACCUUGAAAGUCACGGUGUGUUGGGUGAUUUUCCAACAGCUAUGCGCGAUCCAGUCUUCUACCGCCUCCACGCUCAAGUUGACGAACUCUUUGAUCAGCACAAGCAAAAGCUCGCUCCUUACAACGAUAGUGAGCUCGCCUUUCCAGGUGUCGCUAUCACCAACGUUUCGGUGCAGAUAACAAGCGGGAAGUCUGCUAAAAAUCGGCUCCUCACCUUUUGGCAACGGUCACAGGUCGAUCUGGGUGCUGGACUCGAUUUUGGACCCCAAGGUAAUGUUAUCGCCACUUUCACACACAUCCAACACGCCCCAUUCGCCUACCAGAUCCUCGUGUACAACGAAACAAACCAGGAAAAGAAGGGAACCGUGCGAAUUUUUCUCGCACCCAUCGAUGGUGUGGAUGGGGACCAAUUUUUGCUGGCUCAACAACGCCGAUAUAUGAUUGAACUGGACAAGUUCGUCGUGAAACUGCAUCCUGGCGAAAACCGUGUUAUCCGAAAGUCGGACCAUUCCAGUGUUACCGUACCGUACGAUCGGACAUUUGGCCGCGUGGAUGUAUCCAGUAUGCAAGGCGCUGAGAGGUUCCAGUUUUGCAAGUGUGGUUGGCCGGACCACAUGCUACUACCGAAGGGGUCUCCGGAAGGACGUAAGUUCGAUCUGUUUGUUAUGGUUUCAGACUACGAGCAAGAUAAGGUCGAGACAGGCGUCCUCGACGACGGCAAAUGUAACGAUUCCCAUUCGUACUGUGGACUCCAAGAUCAGAUGUAUCCGGACCGACGCGCUAUGGGAUUCCCGUUUGAUCGACUGCCUACUCCAAACGAUCAUAUGAUAAGAGACUUUUCAUCACGAUUCUCGAAUAUGAACCGAACUGUGGUAGAGGUUGUUUUCACCAACACGGUUAUCGCACGUACAUAAUGUGCAUACUGCAUAUGCAUAUUUA
This is a messenger RNA of Anopheles cruzii, 2083 nucleotides long. Its product is annotated as phenoloxidase 8-like. Gene Ontology annotation, molecular function: oxidoreductase activity. The transcript is spliced from 5 exons. Bases 1 to 2058 code for a protein of 685 amino acids. The record is from RefSeq and is a predicted model, not a curated record. NCBI's taxonomy places the organism in Eukaryota, Metazoa, Arthropoda, Insecta, Diptera, Culicidae.